Molecule: messenger RNA, 1146 nt
Organism: Penicillium lagena
Lineage: Eukaryota; Fungi; Ascomycota; Eurotiomycetes; Eurotiales; Aspergillaceae
Product: TatD family hydrolase
Exons: 1
Coding region: 1-1146 (381 amino acids)
Molecular function (GO): hydrolase activity, acting on ester bonds
Source: RefSeq, a predicted model, not a curated record
AUGGCUCACGAGGAGACUGCUUUCCCCUGGGAUAUCGGGGUGUUUGAUGCCCACUGCCACCCGACCGAUACCAUGGCAUCCAUUGCAUCCAUCCCUGCCAUGAAAGCAGCCACCCUCACCAUCAUGGCCACCCGCGGGGAAGACCAGGAGCUCGUGCGCCAGACCGCAGAGGCGCAUGUAAAUCGAGUGUUGCCCUGUUUCGGAUGGCACCCUUGGUUCUCGCACCAGAUCAUCGACGACUCGAUUGAUCAGCAAGAGCAAGAUGCACAGCAACAAAAAACAACACACUACAAGGCAGUUCUCACCCCCUCCCCAGAGGACGACGAGGCAUUCAUUCAAUCUCUUCCAAAUCCGAAACCUCUCUCUACCCUCAUUUCAGAAACAAGAGAACGCUUGCAUUCAUUUCCCAAUGCAUUGGUCGGUGAGAUUGGCCUCGACAAGUCCUUUCGACUACCUGGCGCAUGGACCGCACAGGACAUCGAGGGCCGCGAUGAUCAGGUCACACCGGGUUCCCGAGAGGGUCGACGGCUAUCGCCAUACAAGGUAAAACUGGAUCACCAGCGCACGGUGCUAAAAGCGCAGCUCCGACUAGCAGGGGAAUUGGCCCGCGCAGUCUCAGUGCAUAGCGUGCAGGCACACGGGGCGAUUUUCGAGCUGCUCAAGGAGUUAUGGGCGGGCCAUGAACGGGUGGUCAUUUCACGCCGGGAGAGAGAGAAGCAGCAAGAUGCUGAGGGGGCUGUUUCUGAAGACGAAAACCAAGAUGGAGAAGAAGCAGCAGAUACAACGAAAUCUGCGACAGUAAAGCAGCAACCAUUCCCGCCGCGUAUCUGCUUGCAUUCCUACUCCGGCCCGGUAGAGCCGCUCCGCCAGUUCCUGCACAAGGCCAAUCCAUCGGAUGUCUACUUCUCUUUCUCGAGUGUGAUUAAUUUUACGGGGUCAUCUUCCUCGUCGAGAAGGGUGUCUGAUGUGAUUAAAGCCUUACCGGAAGACCGUGUGCUUGUGGAAAGUGAUAUCCACACGGCAGGGCCGCAGAUGGAUGAGCUGUUGGAGCAAGCCGCGCGUCAGAUCUGUGAGAUCCGGGGGUGGGAAUUGCGGCGUGGAGUGCAGCAACUGGCUGAUAACUGGCGACGUUUCGUGUUUGGUUGA